Messenger RNA from Ambispora gerdemannii, 128 nucleotides. The record is from the annotation of a GenBank genome assembly. Lineage: Eukaryota; Fungi; Glomeromycota; Glomeromycetes; Archaeosporales; Ambisporaceae.
GUGAUCUUCAUGCUGUCCAUGAGAGAAUCACUUUGGCAUUAGAGAAUCAACAUCAAGAAAUUCAAAUCAUGAUCUCUCAGGAGAGAAUUCAGAUUCCUCAAGCUCAAAACAAUACAUUUUAUGCACAG